This is a messenger RNA of Amorphotheca resinae ATCC 22711, 2328 nucleotides long. RefSeq lists its product as hypothetical. Lineage: Eukaryota; Fungi; Ascomycota; Leotiomycetes; Helotiales; Amorphothecaceae. The record is from RefSeq and is a predicted model, not a curated record. Bases 1 to 2328 code for a protein of 775 amino acids. The transcript has 2 exons.
AUGCAAUCACCCGUCGGAUCCCCAGCUCCUCACACAGCCAUACCCCGAUCUCACUCGAGUCAAUCCAUUCAUGUCGACCGCGAUAUCUCGGUCGUCUCUGGCCGGGCAAGUGGCUCCAGAGAAGUUAACAAGCACGCGAGGGGUUCCCGGACGCAAUCUGUAACGUAUGGACAGGAUAGGGCGCAAACCAGCCAUGGCUUCUCUUUUUCUCCCUCCCACAGUACCUCGUCGCCUCAAUUGAACCGGUGGAAUUCCGAGUCGAGGCUAUCAAUGAGGUCGCAACCUUCCUCGAGGCGUAACACUGCGGCGAACGUUGGUUCAGUACAUGUAGAGUUGUUACAGAGUAACAGAGAAAACAUGAAGGCAUUGUCUGAAUUUUUGAGAACUAAGGAACCACCACCCGAUAACUGGAUGUCGAUCCCUGACUCUGAUGAGACGAAUCACGGCUCAAUCAAGAAGUCGGCCUUGAAGAUAUUUGGGCGCAAACCCAAGAAACCGCAAAAGCUGCUCAAGCUGCCAGACACUGCCGUCGCUGCAAAAACUCUCGAAGGCUCUCGUCAUAUUGCAAUUUCGAUACCUCUUGAGUACGAUCACCUGAGCAAAUCCCAGCCACCGCAACGUUCAGGACAUUCUCCCAACAACUCACAAGCUAAAGUUAUUCCGCCACCCGCUCAUGUCACCGUUCUGAAGCCUGUUGUUGAGGGAAGGGAAUCCAAUUCAUCUCACCGAACAACCCCACCCAGGAAUCGCGAUGGGACACGAGAAAGCAGCCAUUCUCGACCACCAUCAGCGGCAACCCCAGCAGCAGAACUUCUGGGCGCCGAAACUACGCAGACCUUGGAAAACUAUUACACUCAACUCAACCGCCAGCAGAAGCUCAAGGAAGGCACCUCGGGAGUCAAGACAAGAGAAUCGUCAAGGUCACGGAGGAGCAGUCAGGGCCACGUCACUGUUUUUCCUCCCGAUAUCCUGCGGCCUGACAGUCAACGAACAGACUCCCGGCACUCAGCUGGUACGGUGUAUAGUAGCGCAUCAACUAUAGCUCCGCACAACCGGUCUCGAAGAGUAAGCAGUGUUUCGACGGCACCGAGCGUUGCUACGGCCUCUGUGAAAAUAGAUUUGCCAACCCGGAAAUCGAGUAUUUCCACAAUAUCUAAGACAGUCCAGACAGAGCUUGCUCAAAACUACGCCACAGCUGCAAAUGCCUCUCGGGAAGAUACCCCAACACCUUCUAACCUAUCUGAGAAGGCUGAGAGCCUUGCUUCCGAAACCUCGACGGUCGUUGGCACCGGAGAGACAGUACAGGGGUAUACCGCUGUAUCUGUUACUCACCUCAAAGGCCACACUCCGAAACACCUGAUCCCUUCUCCAGCUCCAACUCGGGGACUCCCCGACGUCCCAGAAAGUCCUUGCAUCCCCGACUUCCUGCCGUCCCCUUCGCCUCCCAUCAAUCGGCGAAGUAUCAUGAGCGGCCUAAUUGAUAACGUAUCCAAAACGGACUCAAAGCCCGUGGAAGGCAGUACAGAUGAGUCCAAUCCUGUCACGCUUCAAAGCCGGCAGGAGCGAGUCAAAGCACGAAAAGCAAGAGAUAUCGCGGCGCUACGAGAGAAGAGUAGCCGAGAGCCCCUUUCCGAUGCUGUUAGCACCGCAAACCGAAGUCGCGCAUCUUCGCAAACCACAAUCUCCCACUCUCCUGCUCGGCCUCAGAAGAGACGAAGCAUAUCUCUAGAGAGGUCGCAGCGAAGAAGUGGGAAUACCCUCUCCCCCAUAAUGCUCGUCGCGGAUCUCGCCCCUUACACAGGGACGGUAUAUCUAUCCGAGACCCCACCAAGCACAAGAGCAGCCAGGAAACGGACGAGUGAAGCCUCUCCAAAGCCGCACGCUGCGAAAGGUACAUACACACCACCUCGCUCCUUCACCUCGUCCUGCGGCUCAGAGUCUGACUCCACCCCCAAGAUGGGAAAGCGAAACAGGAGCCAGGUGCACCCGCCGCAAUCCCCUAGCGAUCAGGACCUCGAGGCGCGGCGGCGCGAGCGACGGGCGAAGCGGAACAUGUCGCUCCGCGAGCGCGCGGUCGAGGCCCGCCUACAGAGGAUCGAGCGCGAGAACGCCAUGCUGAUGAGCACGCUCGGCGGCAUCGCGAACAGCUUCGGGGAGCUGGACCGCCUGCUGCCCAAGCGGAGGAGGAGACCGGAUGGCCUGCUCGGCGGCGCGCCGGGGAUGGUGGCUGCUGACGGCUUGGUCGAGGAAGUGGUGCCGGUCAUGAGGGAGCUGCAAGCAGGCGCGCCAAGUGUGAGUGAGGAUGGUGGGGUCUCCAGCAGUGUAUGA